Molecule: messenger RNA, 1092 nt
Organism: Corapipo altera (White-ruffed manakin)
Lineage: Eukaryota; Metazoa; Chordata; Aves; Passeriformes; Pipridae
Product: olfactory receptor 14J1-like
Exons: 1
Coding region: 1-1092 (363 amino acids)
Biological process (GO): G protein-coupled receptor signaling pathway
Cellular component (GO): membrane
Molecular function (GO): G protein-coupled receptor activity; olfactory receptor activity
Source: RefSeq, a predicted model, not a curated record
AUGUCCAACAGCAGCUCCAUGGCCCAGUUCCUCCUCCUGGCAUUGGCAGACAGGCAGGAGCUGCAGCUCCUGCACUUCUGGCUCUUCCUGGCCAUCUCCGUGGCUGCCCUCCUGGCCAACGGCCUCAUCCUCAGCGCCGUAGCCUGCGACCACCACCUGCACACCCCCAUGGGCUUCUUCCUGCUCAACCUCUCCCUCACAGACCUGGGCUGCAUCUACACCACUGUCCCCAAAGCCAUGCACAGUUCCCUCUGGCACACCACAACCAUCUCCUACACAGGAUGUGCUGCACAGGCCUUUUUCUUUCUAUUCUUCUUCUCAUCAGAGUUUUCCCUCCUCACCAUCAUGUGCUACGACCGCUACAUUGCCAUCUGCAAACCCCUGCACUAUGGGACCCUCCUGGGCAGCAGAGCUUGUGCCCACAUGGCAGCAGCUGCCUGGGCCACUGGGUUUCUCAAUGCUCUGUUGCACACAGUCAAUACAUUUUCCCUGCCCCUGUGCCAGGGCAAUGCCCUGGGCCAGUUCUUCUGUGAACUCCCACACAUCCUCAAGCUCUCCUGCUCACACUCAGGCUACCUCAGGGAAAUUUGGCUUCUUAUAAUAAAUUGUUUGAUCGGUUUUGUUUGUUUUGUUUUCAUUGUUUUCUCCUAUGUGCAGAUCUUCAGGGCUGUGCUCAAGAUUCCCUCUCAGCAGGGACGGCACAAAGCCUUUUCCACCUGCCUCCCUUACCUGGCCGUGGUCUCCCUGUACCUCAGUACUGUCGUGUUUUCCCACUUGAAGCCCCCCUCCAUCUCCUCCCCAUCCCUGGAUCUGAUUGUGUCAGUUUUGUACUCACUUGUGCCUCCAGCACUGAACCCCCUCAUCUACAGCCUGAGGAACCAGGAUCUCAGGGACACUCUGAGGAGAAUGAUGACUCCUGCUUUUCAGGAGCAACAACCUGCCUCUCUUCUUCUGCACAACACUCAUUGUGUAACACUUUACUGGCCCAGCCUGCCUUCUAAAGGUUUUGAGAAUGGCAAUAGGGGGGUUUCCUACACGUGUUCCCCUUUUCAUGUUGUUAACACAGAAAUUUAUUCUGCAUGUCAUACCUGA